Molecule: messenger RNA, 12575 nt
Organism: Effrenium voratum
Lineage: Eukaryota; Dinophyceae; Suessiales; Symbiodiniaceae
Source: the annotation of a GenBank genome assembly
AUGUCCGACGCCGACGCAGUGCAGACGCUGGCGACGCGCCUGAAGAAGGUGAUUCACCUUCCUUUGGAGUACGAUGUUUUGUUCACCGAGAGUGAGGUGCAAGUGCACAGUGCCCCAUUCGGACAAGUGGCGGGAAGGCUCUCUGCUGGAACAGUCCAGGGCUAUCCCGCAGGUGAGUGGCUGCACCUAACCGGGCAGGAAGUCUCGCGGCUGAAGGGCCAAGGCCUGCUGGAGGGCGACUUCCAAGAUGGCUGGGUGCAGCUAGCGCCCAGUGUCGCAAAGUUGAUGCCUCGUUGGGCGCAGAUUGAUGUGGAGAUGGUCUUUCUGGAGGCACUGGACCUCUCGUGGGCUGGGCUCGUUGGGGAGUUUGUCACCUACAGCGUGCAGUGGAGGCUGGAAGGCGAGAGCGAGCCGAGUUGCGCUGAGCGCACAGAGGCGGGAUCCCAGGCAGCUCAAAAGGAGGAUGCAAGGAGCGGCACGCUGGAGUGCACAUCAUCCCGAGCAUUGCUGCACGGCCUUCCGCCUUCGACAGAAAUCGAGGUGCGAGUUGUUGCGGCCGUGACGGGUCCGGAGAUCGAUUUCAAUGAGUUGGAGAUCAUUGGCUCUUGGACAAAAAUCUCCACCGGAUCAGCUUUACCAUCCGAGGAUGUGGAGGUUCUCGGAGACCGGGAUCUCUUGGGAGGAUAUCGUGGCGGCUGCCUCCUUUCGUCCUGCCGAGGCUACCUUUCUGCUUCCCUGCACUCCUCGCAUGCAGAGCGAUGCCGUCGUUGCGGCUGCUCGUAUGAGGAGCACAUCGAACUAGAAGGAGAACCAAUAAAGGAGAUGGAUGAGCCUUUUGCAAAGGAGCAAGAUGCUGCGACAGUAGAAGGUGGAGCAACGGAGCCUCCUGAGGACACGGCUGAUCUCGAUGAUAUUGGGAGCUCGGAUGAUGGGUUCGGUGAAGCGGAGGACGGAGCGAGAGCUGAUGACAGCCUUGAAGCUGACGCCAGCUUUGAGGCUGAUGCUAGCCAGGCUGAUGCAAACCUCGAGGAGAAGGACGAAGAUGCCUGGGAAGACUUUCUGAAAGCAGAAGAAGGCGAGGCUGAGGAAGCUCCGGUCCAGGUGGAGCCUGGCCUGCCCUCAGGACACGCUAGCAGCGAGAUGGCCUCAGGGAGUCAGCAAGCUCUCAAUCCAAGCGAUGCCCAUGAGGAUGUUUGCGUUUCGGAUGAAUCCAACAAGGAGAGCGUGACUGCGCAGGAGGAGGUUGAACACAUUGAGAAUUCAAUACUACAUGCCCAGAGCAUGCUGGAAGACGCCAUUGAGUAUCAGGUAUUGGCAGCAACUCCCACAUAUUGUAAGCCGUCUCAGCUUGAAGCGGAAGAGUCCCAGCUUCUUGAAGGUGAAACCGUCGCUGGUUUCCCCGCUCUGAGUCAUUGGAUAAAGCUGCAACCAUCGGAGGGUGACUUGGACUUUGUGUCGCACUGGGUUUUCCAGCGCCCCUUAGAACCAACACUUCAAGCCAAGUGGUGCGAGAUCCAAGUUCUCAGACGGAAAUCUGGCGUGCUACAUGUGCGGUGGAAGGGGCUGAUUACGCGGAGGCCAUGCUUUACGCUCUACUGCCUCGAGUGGAAGAGUGGCUCUAGCCAGGGAUGUGGCUUGACUCUUAUGCCUGAAUGCACUGUGGCGAUCAGCAAGCAUGAGGAUGCGAAGUUCAGGGUCAGUGCCUAUUUGAAUGGAGAGGACACGAUUGAAGUCUUGGGCAGCUGGCAAGAGUGCAGUUUCCAAGAAGAGCCGGAAGACGAGCAGCAAGCAGACGUCUCAGAAGAGGUGGAAGACAUACAACCGAUGGAUGCAGAAGGCGAAGCAGUUGUUUCUCAAGAGUCGGAACAAUUGAACUCUGAAGUGAAGGAUGCUGCCAGCGCUGCAAGCCGUACAGAUGCUGGCGACCUCAAGACGGGUACAUCUGUUUCAGCCGAGCUUUUUGAUUUCACAGACUUGGAUUCUGCUGAUACAGUCGACACAGUGGCUGCGGCUGCUGCACCCUCGCCUGAACCAGUUGCGCCUUCCACAAUUCUACCCUCUGAGGAGGCUUGCACGCCUGCGCCAUACCUGAGUAUGCCACCUCCAUCCGUCGGCUCUGGCCCUGAAAAAGCCGAGUACGAAGUGGUGCACAAGGCUGGCGUAUUGGUGCGCUCUGCUCCAAGCCGAGACGCACGGGUUUGUGGGCGCCUGUCGUUCUCAGAUCGCGUGUCUGGGCUUCGGACAGGUGCCUCAGGUCUAUGGCUGGAGGUCACCUGGAAAGGGACCACCGCCUGGGUCCUUGUAGAUGGCGCGGAGCUUGGCCUUGGGACGCUACUCCGUCCGGUCGAGAAGGACUCACCUGAGAAGCCCCGAGAAGUCAAAGAAGUCAAAGAAGUCAAGGCCAAGACAGCAUCUGUGGCGGGCUCAAGGCACGCAGCUAGUCUUGCGCAGCGGCUUGUGAGCGAACCACUGGAAUACGUGGUGCUGAAGCCCGUGAAGCUCUACGGAGAACCAAAACCAGCAGAGUCUCAAGGCGAGCUUCAAGUGGGGGAGUCAGUGCAAGGCUAUCCUGGAAGCAUGUCCUGGAUACGCUUGGCAAGGGCUUCGGAGACCUGGGCUCCCACGAAAUUUGGCAAGGACACGUGCCUCGUCCCCACGUGGUCGAAGUUGAAGGCUGAGAACGUGUACAGCGAAGCGCUCGAGGUCAGCUGGCAGGGCCUCACCGCGCGCAGUCCCUACGUUGCGGCCUACAGCGUGGAGUGGCGGAUCACGCCUGGCGAGGAGCUGCCAAUUGGAGCUGCGGGCCAAGAUUUCAAGAAGGCGGGCUACUCCCUGAGUCUCAAGCCCAGAGUGAUUUUGCAUGGCCUGCCACCGGGCGCUGCUGUUCAACUUCGGGCUGGGGUACGAGUGGCCUCCCAGAAGGAAGGUGAAGCAGAUUUCCGGCUGCUGGGGCUCUGGCAGGACUUCACCACCGGGAGCCCGCUUCCGCAGGAGGAGGAGAGAGAAGCCGCCCGACGGAUGGACCCCUUUGGAGCGGUUCGGGGCCGGUGUGAAAGCAGUCAGUGCCGCGGAUAUGUCUCCGACCCAGAAGCCCUGGCAUCGCUGGGGCUGAACGCGAACUCUUUGGUUACCAAGGCAAUUUGCGUGCGAUGUGGCAAGCCCUUUGAAGCACAUGAGCGUGUCAAUGCGUCCUCAAAGAUCGUUGCAGCCGAAGCUCCAGCACCAGCCCAGUUUCAGCCGCCCAUUGAACAUGACAACAUUCUCAGAACCUACGUCGUUGUUCAUCCCAUGGUCUUCGUUCGAGACAGGGCCUCCGUGAAGGGCAGGACUUUGGGAGCAAUGAGGCAGGGCGACCGCGUUCAGGGCUGGCCUAUGUCAGGCUGGCUGCGGCUCAGCCCCGACUGCGCCUUUGCAAUCGCCCAUGACAAGCAGGAUGCCUGGAUUCUAAUCCAUGGUGCAGAAGUUGGGUUGGGACACUUGCUUGAAGAGGCCAAGGAGACGGACGUGCACAUCGCAGGCAAAAGACUUGACACAGGCCGACCAGUUGACAAAGACGUGACGCGAUGUGAGGAGGCUGCGAUGGAAGCAACGUCAGUGCUAGUCGCACCGAUUCUUUACCACGUUGGUGAUAUGGCAGUUCCCAUCCAUGCCCUGCCCCGGGCCAAUGCUCGUCAGGUCGGCCAACUUUCAUCGGGAGCCACGGUGAAAGGAUUUCCAGCAGGGGGCUGGACGAAGCUAGCUGAAGGUGAUGCACACUGGGUGCCAACUACCAUCCGCGGCAGACCGUCGCUGAUUCCUCAGUGGUCUAGCAUACGCUUGCAGCAGGCCUUCGAAGAAGCCCUCUAUCUCUGCUGGAAGGAGCUGCCAUCCAAUGAGGUCACCCGCUACUUUUUGGACUGGAAGCUGCAAGGAGGCUCGGGCCACGGCAAGAUUGACGUUCCGCUUGGAAAGACCGCUGUUUUGCUGGGCAACCUCCGCAAUGGCGCUACCGUGAGAGUUCGAGUACGGGCAGUGGUGUACUCACCAGCCGUUCCAGCUGGAGUGACGUUUCUGGGUGGCUGGACGGAAGUGAAGUGCUUGAGCGGGCUGCUUGGCCAGGAAUCUUCUCGCCACGGAGCUUGCAGCCAAUACAAGGUGGUGGAAGGCAUUGACUCCACUGAAGAGGAACGUUGUCGGCGAUGUGGUCACCCGCGGUCUGAGCAUACCGACAAUCAAGCUCCAGAGGAAGCAUCAGACCAUCAGCCAGAACCUGUUGCUCCAGAGAUUGAGAAGCCCUUGUCAGAAAGUGAUGGACCCGAAGAGCACUUCCAGGUGGCAGUCACAACUGUCUAUGCGCGCUCACAGCCCAGCACCACAGCUGCGCCUGUGGGCUUCGUGCACAAGGGCACUCUUCUCUCUGGCAAGGUGAAAGAUGGCUGGCUCUCCAUGUCGCCGGAGUGCUGCCAACGGCUGCUCGCCAAGACACAGGCCUUCGUCGCCACGGAAGGCCGCUUUGUCGCCAGACAUGACUUGGGGGCCUUGUUGGUGCCCGCAUCCAGCACAGUGCAGGAAAGCAGACACAGGUCGUCCGAUGAGGGCGCAAAGCGGAGUGCAGAGUCUCUCAGGCUCAGAGCAGAAAGGGCCUGUCAGGUCUUGAACGGAGAGCCACUUGAUUUCCAGGUGGUGUCAGAGAAAGCUGUCGUGCGAGAGACUCCAGAUUCGAAUUCUGGAAUGAAAAGCGCGUUGAAGAAAGGAGAGAUUGUGCGCGGCUUUCCGAGUGGAAGCUGGCUUAGGCUUCGAGGAGAUGCAGGAUGGGCACCCAUCGAAACCCUCGGCUCUGGUGCAGCUCUAUAUAUGCAGGCGGUGUGGUCCAAGCUCCACGUCAAGCAAGCCUUUAUGGAGGCCAUGAUCCUGGAGUGGCCUGGCCUGAAGAUCGAUCAGAAGGUCACCUAUGCAGUUGAAUGGCGCUCUCCUUCAGGUGCAGGCGGUCAUACCGUGUCGAAGUUGAACAAGAUCCAUCUUACAGGGCUUCCAGCAGAUGGCAGCUUCUCUAUGCGAGUACUGGCUUGCGUGACAAGUGAUGCCCAAGGAGUCACACCUCUACGACUCAACGGGCCGUGGAUAGAGGCAGCAGGUCUAGCAGCAGCUGAUAGGCCUGGAUCUCGACAUGGCGAUGCCAACCUGGACCCGCUUGGAGAAGUUCGUGGGGAGUGUCAGGCUGCAAAGUGCUCCGGAUACCUGGCGCCAGAGGAUUCUGCUUCUUACGUCAAUGACCCCAAAUCCACACUGUGCAGGCGCUGUGGGCAUGCCUUUCUGGAGCACAAGAAAGGAGAGAAGCACGGGCGUUCGGCUUCGGUCCGCGCACAGCCCGGCGUUCGAGAGGCUCCCUCGACUCUCAAAGGCUACCUGGCGACCUAUGUGGUGGAGCAUCGAGCUAUUCUGCUUCGAUCCAAGCCAAGCACCAAGGCGGACAAGCUGGGGAUUGUGUGCAAAGGGCAAGUGCUGAAAGGAUAUGAAAUGGAAGGCUGGCUGCAGAUCACCCGUGAGUCUAGCGCAAAGGCUGGCGUUAGCGGCGGACGAAUUGCCUGGGCUUUGAUCGAUGGCAAGGAAGUCGGCUUGGGAGUGCUGCUGCGGCCGCUCAAACCCGGUGAGACUCCUCAAAAAGACCGCCAGGAGUCUGAUGAUGAAAAGAUUGCAUGGAGAGCUGAAGAUAUCUACAUCAGCAGCUUGGAGUUUGAGGUUAUGCACAAAACAGUCUCUGUGCGCAGGCGGCCAAAUGUUUCCGCCAAGUCGCUGGGCAUUGUCAAAGAGGGAGAUCGCGUCUUCGGCUACCCGAAAGAAAACUGGCUGCAGACCACGAGGAAAUUUAGGCAGAAGGAACUUGGCUGGAUCCGCAUGGACGGAUCAGAUAUGGGGCAGGGGCUACUUUUGCAGUGCACGGCACUGAAGCCGCAAGUGGCCAAGUGCUUUGCAGAGGCGCUGUUGAUCAGCUGGCAGCAUUUGCCGGUGAAAUCCGCUUUGUACACCUUGGAGUGGAUGUCGCAGGAUCGGAAAAGCACUCAUGUUGCUUUGGACAAGACCAAAUCCAACACGGGCAAGAUUCAGGGCCUUGCUGCAGACUCCACAUACUACUUCAGGGUCAGUGUCCAGAUCCUUGUGCCGGGAAUGAGCGCAGACAAGCCGCAGAGCGUAUGUGCCAAGAUCAGCAGCGAAUGGGGCGAAGCGCAGACAGGCCUUCCAGUCGAUGUCACCGAGCAAACUUCGAUGAGUUUCGAUCCCUUGGCCAAAAUCCGUGGAAAAUGUGGUGAUUGUAAGCAUUGUGAAAACUUCAUCCUCUCGAAGUACUCCUACUUGAUGCAUUUGGACCAGGUGCUUUGUCGGCGCUGCGGCUGUGCUUGCACAAGUCACGAGGUGGUCGGCGAGUACGGGAAAUCUCAUGCUCAGUGGACAAAAGAAAAUGCAGAGCGCAGGCAGCGAGAAGACCAACGACGACAAGCUGGCAACAAGAAGUCACCUGCCGCAAUACCUGAGAUUCCUUGCCAACCAUGGCAGCCAGAUGAUGCUCCGGCAGGUGCUACAAAGGUAGAGUACGUCAUCCGAAAGGUGAAGGAAGCACGCAACUUCUACGAGACUCUGGGUGUGAAGCCUUCAGCAGCUGCCAAGGAUAUCCGCAAUGCCUACAGACAAAUCGCCUUGCGCAUUCAUCCAGACAAGGUUGGCUCAGACACAGACCCAAAGGUGCUGGCACAGUCUGAGGCCGCCUUCAAGUUGGUGUCCUCAGCUUAUGAAGUCCUUGGUGACGAAGGAAAGAGAGCCUCAUACAAUCACACCACAAGGCUGCAAAGCAAAGCCUCACCUGCUCAACAAACCGGGCCACGGACAACGGCACCAUCGAGCAGUGCGAAAAGAGAGAACUGGCCAGGAGGUUCAAGGUCAGCAGCGGAGGUGGAUUUUACAGUUUCUCAUGCAAUCAGCGGUGAAGAGCUUCGCAUCACCAUGAACAAAGGGACGAGUGUCAUGGGGCUGAAGCGAGCUAUGUGCAAGAGGCUAAAGAGGGGACCGCCAGAAGCAAUGGACAUUUGCGAUGCCAGUGGCGUUAUCUUAGAAGAUGACCACCGCUUCACUGCUGCCCAGGCUUUGUUCUGUAUUGGCAUCUCCUUGGGUCCGCCAAAAACGCUGAAGCUCGAGGUCCGAGACCACCGCACUGGGGCGAGGCUGUACCUGGAGGUGCUGGACACGGUCAGCAUGGAGUCCUUGCGGAAGAAGGUGGCCAGGGAGCUCGAAGUCAAAGAGAAGGAAAUUCAAAUCGGCCACCAGAAGUACACGGGGAAAGGCUCUGCCCGCCGUUUUGAAGCUCUUCCAAGUGAUGAGCUUCUCAAUGGAAGGAGAACUGUCUAUGUGAAUGGGAAUGGCGUGCUCAUCUACCUCAACCUUGAGCAGGCGUUGCAGCUGCAACGAGACCUGAUUGUUGCCUACAGCCAGCCGAAGUUUCAGCUGGAGCUGGGGGAGUUGCUGCAGACCUAUCCAAUGCCAGAGUCCAUCACGCAGAUGAAGUUCCGCGAGGCCUUCGGAAAGCUGGUGCGCAUUGCGCAGAAGGAAACGUUGCGCAGGUGGGGCUUUGAGGGCGAUUUUGCGGCACAGAACAUGAUGACCGCUUUUGCCAAGGUCGGGCACGAAGCGGAAGUAUACACGCUCAGCCUGGAGAUCGACAAGCUGCUAAGAAUCACUUCAGGCGGAAUGAUUGCAGCUCCAAUCAAGUCACGUGUGGGCGAGGCGAAGGUGCAAGUUGACAGGGCAAAAGCCAAAGCUGAGCCACAACCUAAAGCUACAUCCAGAGCACAGGAGACCAAAGUCAGAUCUGAACCCAAAGGUCCUGUCACCAUCACGGUCCGCCAAGCUGUCGAGGAGGAGGAAGGCGUACCGGCUCCGUCCAUGAAGGUCGUUGUGCCGGCAGAUGCCAACAUGCGAAAGGUGAAGCAGGCCAUUGCCGAAAGACUUGGCAUGAAGCGGACAACGUCUAUCAAGCUUGUUUUUGACCUUCACGGAAGAGCUGCCAAGUUGCGGAAGUCUGCAGCAACGGACAGCGGUAUGACCUUUGCGUCGUUCAAGGACGACGAGCUCAUUGGCUCGCGCAGAGAAGUGCUCAUGCUGGGUGCUGACCUUCGGCAGGCGGUCCACCCGGGCCGCCCGGCCCAGGAGUCCACAAGAAGCAACUCUCCAAUCGAUGCGAGCUCGAACUUUGGCGAAGCUGUCGUUGUCACCCUGCAGGAAGCUUCUGCACAGAGGGAGGCUCAAGUGAUGGUGUACACCUCCUCGACCAUGCACGAUGUGAAGAUUGCUGCUGCCAAGCGCUUGGAGCGUUGGGACAUCUUCCAAAGUGGACGCUUGGCUCAGUUGGUUCAAGGUCAGCUUCAACGCCUGCACGAGCAAGACGUCGUUGGGACCCGCAGGACUUUCAUCAUGGAGGGAACAGAUCUUCUGCACAAGAAUCUCAAGGACGUUCUAUCGACACCACAGUCUAAGCAGGACGAGGCUUUGAGUCCUUUGCCAGUUCUAAUUUCAGUAAUCCACGCAGUUGACGGAGACAAGGUAGUCUUGAGCCUGCCAGCAACUGCAAGCAUGGCAGAGGUCAAGUCUGCACUGGCAGAGAAGUCAGAGCACAAGCAGCAGGUGCUGGCUGAGGGCAAGCUGGUUAGCAAGGUUGGCGACAGACUGGAAGAGUAUGCCAGCGGCGAGAUCAUUGCCCAGAGGCGAACGCUAUUCUUCACAGGCUGUAAACUUCGAAACCUGCCGCCAGCAGAAGUCCCCUUCAGUGUGGGCUCCAGACACAGCGAGACCAUGAAGGUCACUAUCAGGAAAGCUGUCGAGGAGGCUGAAGGACCUGCUGAAGUCAAUCUGGAGGUUCCACCGAAUGCCACAUGCCGUGAUGUCAGAGAUGAGCUAUCCCGAUGGCUUGGACGUCCAGAGCUGAAGAGAAAUGCCAAACUUGUGAUGCGGGAAGGAUCUGGUGACUUGCGACCUUACGAGGAUGCGGAGAAGGUGCGAAAGCAUCAGGUCUUGCUGCUUCUUGGAGAAGGCUUACAAGCCGCGCCGUGGUCACCGGCAGCCGCGGAAGCCAAAAAGGCAGCUCGACUGCCGCCACAGCAGGCCGUGCUGCUUUUGUUGGAACUUCAUCAGGCCACCAAGGAUGAGAAGUUCAUUGAGGUCUUAGACCAGAUCGAUGCCUGCAGAGCAGCCAAGGCUGAGAACUGGGAAGAAGAGAGCAAUGAGCUCUUCGCUAAAGGACUCACAAGAGUUUGGGGCACCGCCCUGGAGCGACGAGGGUUCUCGGCCGGCGAGGAUGGAUUUCAGGCCAUGUUCCGUGUGAUCAGCGCCUAUGGUAGACGAGACUCAGUGAGGAGGGCGGCGCGCGAUGUGGAGCAAGCGCUACGCUUCAAGCCGGGGGACUUCUUUGGCCUGGAGGAGACUCAACUUCCGCAGGGUGGCCUCAGCCCGGAGCAGGCUGAGGAGCUGCUUUCUGGCAUGCUGACCUUGCUGCAGUCCCCGCAGUUCCAGGAGAACUUAGAUGCCAUUGGCCAUCUUCCAGAUACAAGCCGUCGACAGGGUCUCGGCAUGCACUUUGCCGUCGCUUGCAAGGAGCUGGUCAAUGAGCACUUUGGCUACAAGUCUGGCAAGGAGGGCUUUGGGCAGAUGUUCGAAGAUGUGUGGAUGAACAGACAGGACCCGGCUGUGGCCAUGUUGGCAGAAGAGUGUGAGCAUCUUCUAAGAGUUCCGCUGGGGUCCUGGUUUGGCUUCACGCAGGAAUCCGCAAGUGUCGAUGCCAGCAAUGCAUUGGAACGCUUGGGAAGAAGGCAUUUCACAGACUUGCCAGAGAAGGCGGCAGACGUCGAGCAGGCUGAAGAGGUACAGGUCCAUGUACAGAUCAACGACUUGAAGGACAUCCCAAAUGGAGAGGUCAUGGUGCAAGUUCUGCGGACGGCAACGGUGCGAGAGGUGAAAGAAGCAGUGGCGUGGCAGAUUUUGACGAAGGAGGCCACAGGCAUCAUGCCGACUGCUUCGCAGGUCGCUGAGGUAUCUGGAAAGGGCAUGAUGGCAGCGACCAUUGGCGAUUCGAUAGCUGUAGACCUUCUAGCGGAUGAUGCCAUGCUCGAGGAUCGUCGAAGGAUGCUGUGGGUAAGUGAAGACGAGGCGGCAGAGCUGCUGCCGGAUGACUCAGAUGACUUCGCCUACCUUUUCCCCAAUGCACUGGAGGAGCCGGCAAAGUCGCCUGGACAGCAGCCUGACAAUGAGGAAGAAGUGGCACUUGGAGAAGUGGCACUAGGAGAAGUGGCACUAGGAGAAGUGGCACUAGGAGAAGUGGCACUAGAAGAAGUGGCAGAGGUGGCAGAGGUGACAGAGGUGGCAGAGGUGGCAGAGGUAACAGAGGUGGCAGAGGCAGAGGUGGCAGAGGUGGCAGAAGUGGCAGAGGCAACAGAGGCGGCAGAGGCAGAGGUGGCAGAGGUGGCAGAGGUGGCAGAAGUGGCAGAGGCGGCAGAGGCGGCAGAGGCGGCAGAGGUGGCAGAGGUGGCAGAAAUGGCAGAGGCGGCAGAGGCGGCAGCAGUGGCAGAGGCGGCAGAGGUGGCAGAGGUGGCAGAGGUGGCAGAAGUGGCAGAGGCGGCAGAGGCGGCAGAGGCGGCAGAAGUGGCAGAGGCGGCAGAGGUGGCAGAGGUGGCAGAGGUGGCAGAGGUGGCAGAGGUGGCAGAGGUGGCAGAAGUGGCAGAGGCGGCAGAGGCGGCAGCAGUGGCAGAGGCGGCAGAGGUGGCAGAGGUGGCAGAGGUGGCAGAGGUGGCAGAGCAGACCAAGAUUCAAGACCAGGAAGCAGAGGAAGAGAUGGAAGAAGUGGAAGAGGUUGAAGACGUCGCAGAGGUUAAGGAAGUGGUGAAUGCCAAAGAGGUCGAAGAGGUCGAAGAGGUCGAAGACGUUGAGGAGGUCGAAGAGGUCGAAGACGAUGAGGUCGAAGACGUGGAGGAAGUUGAAGACGCAGAAGAAGUUGAAGACGUUGAGGAUAGUCGCAUAGAGCAGGAAGACAAGAGCAGCAAGGAGGUGCUUGCCCAUGCCGAACGGGAACAGGACACCUUGCUCUUUGAGUUGCCGUCGGGUACAACAGACUGGCAGGUUGAGGUGCUGAACAAGUUCUUGCACUUGGUGGAUGGCCGUAUCGGGGACACGCCACCAGGUGCUUCGCCCAUUCGCCUGCUGGCCGACUUGGAGCCUGCGGCAAAGGAGACAGAAGGACCACAGUUGACGGUGCGUGUUCAGUCUGUUACCGCAGAUGGCUUGGGUGGAAGUUUCCACAUCUCUCUUCCGUCUGAUGGGACUGUGGGCUUGCUGCGGGAAAUGCUGACCAAGCGCUGUGGUGGAGGUGCUGUAGCCGCUCAUAUUCGCCUGGUUCGUCGCUUCACGGAGGUUCUCUUCCUGCCGUUGGAGGAUCAAGACGCCAUAGCCGACAUAGUUGGCAAGCAUGAGCUGCUCCUUGUGGGCUUAGAUCUGGCUGGUGUGGAGGGCGAAGAGCAGAUGGAAGAGACGAACAUCGAAGCCAAUGAGGGUCCCCAAGUCAGCGAAUCCAUUGCUUUGCUCACGGCGGCAAUGGAGCUGUUGGAGAAUCCAGAGGUGCAAGAACGGCUUAUGAGUCUUGAUGCUGUCAGUGAACUGCUGGCUUCUUGGGAGCCGCCCUGGAUUCUUGAAGGCUUUGAGGAGCUCGACACAUCCACUUUGUCAACAGUGCCAGGAUCUACAAUCCACAAGUGGGCUGAAAGUUUCUGUGACUUAGUAUCUCGAAUGAGGACUGCGCAGCAGGAUAUAUUUGAUGAAGUCCUGGAGGAAGAUCCAGACUCCAGCCUGGCACAAGUGCUACCAGACAAAGAGCUGGACAGUGAGAGCACCAAACAGGAGGUUACUGGAGAACUUGAGCAGCAGGCCCAUCCAGAGCCUGAAAUGGAGCCAGAACAGGAGCAAGAGCCGGAUCAGGACUUUGAUGCCGACAUUGUCAUGGUCGAGAUGGAGCACGCGAGAACAGGGCAUCGCCUGGCGGUGGCUGUGGCAUCUAGGGCCUCAUUGGGCGAGGUGAAAGCCGCCCUUAGUGCAGCUCUGGGUCUGCAAAACGCCACCGGACUGCGGAUAUCCACUUGCAAAGACUCAAGUGACGCUCUUUGCGAUGAUGCCUUUCUGAGUGGCAGGGCGCGGCUGUUCUUCGAAGGGCCAGAGGAUGACGAGGUGAUUGACGUCGUCUCUGAGGAGCAGGACCAAUGAGCAAGCGAUGACUGCAUUGGCCUGGUUGUGCAGCAAAUGCUGCAUGCAAAUCGCUUGGCUUAUUGAAACGGAAACAGGGGUGGCGCAUGCAACAUCGCAGCACGCCCCAACGGUCCCAGCGGCGGAUUUUCCAUUUGCCGCCCUGAUGUAAUGUACAUAUGUUCUUGCCGCACUGGCAACCUUGCACAGCUGGGCUCUCAAAAGCUGGGCCGGCCAAACAUGCGCUUCUCGUCGAGUGCGCUUGCAAAAUGACCUGUCUCGUGGCGCUCAGAAUUCAACGGACGACACGUGGGCAGAAGACGUGAAGG